AUGCCUCUCUUUGGGAAUACGUUUAGUCCGAAGAAGACGCCGCCUCGCAAGUCAGCUUCUCUCUCCAACCUUCAUUCUCUGGACCGGUCCACCCGGGAGGUCGAGCUGGGCCUUGACUACGGGACGCCCACCAUGAACCUGGCCGGGCAGAACCUCAAGUUCGAGAACGGCCAGUGGAUUGCAGACACGGGGAUCAGUGCAGGCGUGGACCGGAGGGAGGCCCAGCGCCUGAGCAGGAGGAACCAGCAGCUGGAGGAAGAGAACAACCUCCUGCGGCUGAAAGUGGACAUCCUGCUGGACAUGCUGUCGGAGACCACUGCCGAAUCCCACCUGAUGGAGAAGGAACUGGAUGAGCUGAAGAGUCUCGGCCCGAGGAGGAAGUGA
Molecule: messenger RNA, 384 nt
Organism: Elephantulus edwardii (Cape elephant shrew)
Lineage: Eukaryota; Metazoa; Chordata; Mammalia; Macroscelidea; Macroscelididae
Gene: CBY1
Product: chibby homolog 1 (Drosophila)
Exons: 4
Coding region: 1-384 (127 amino acids)
Biological process (GO): negative regulation of Wnt signaling pathway
Cellular component (GO): nucleus
Source: RefSeq, a predicted model, not a curated record